UAGGGUGGUACUUGUAUUGCAGGUACUGACAUAACUUCAGCUCAGAGAAUGCCAGAGCGUGAUUUGCGGGAACCCCUUAUGUUCCGGUUUAUGUGAUGCUCCCUCUUGGUAUCGUCAACAUGAAGUGCGAGUUGGUUGACCAGACAGUAUAAUAAAGCAGUUGAGAAUAUUAAAAUCUGUCAAUGUUGAUGGUGUCAUGGUUGAUUGUUGGUGGGGAAUAGUGGAAGCACAUGCGCCACAAGAUUACAAUUGCAUGGUUAUAAGAAGCUUUUUCAGAUUGUACGAGAAACUGAAGCUUAAACUGCAGGUGGUCAUGUCAUUUCAUGAAUGUGGAGGCAAUAUAGGUGACGAUGUCUGUAUUCCUUUGCCACAUUGGGUAGCAGAAAUUGGUAGAAGCAAUCCAGACAUUUUUUUCAACAGAUGGAGAAGGAGACGAAAUCCUGAAUGCCUUUUGGGGAUUGACAAGGAAAGAGUAUUAAGAGGCCGCACAGCACUUGAGGUUUACUUUGACUACAUGAGAAGCUUUCGAGUAGAGUUUGAUGAGUUUUUUGAAGAUGGUAUUAUCUCUGAGAUUGAAGUUGGAUUAGGUCCCUGUGGGGAGCUACGUUAUCCAUCUUACCCAGUGAAGCAUGGCUGGAGAUAUCCUGGUAUUGGGGAAUUCCAGUGUUAUGAUCAAUAUCUAAUGAAGAGUCUGAGAAAGGCAGCAGAAGCAAGGGGGCACUCUUUUUGGGCAAGAGGACCGGGGAAUGCAGGCUUUUAUAAUUCACGGCCACAUGAAACUGGAUUCUUUUGUGAUGGAGGAGACUAUGAUAGUUAUUAUGGUAGAUUCUUCCUUAAUUGGUAUUCUCAAGUCUUAGUUGAUCAUGCUGAUCGUGUACUAUCCCUGGCCAAAUUAGCUUUUGAGGGCACAUGCAUUGCUGCAAAGAUAUCAGGUAUCCAUUGGUGGUACAAAACAGCAAGCCAUGCAGCUGAACUGACUGCCGGGUUUUACAACCCUUGCAAUCGUGAUGGCUAUGCUUCCAUCGCAUCAAUGUUGAAGAAGCAUGGUGCUGCUUUAAACUUUACAUGUGUUGAGUUGCGGACUCUGGAUCAACACGAGGAAUUCCCAGAGGCAUUAGCAGAUCCAGAGGGUUUGGUUUGGCAGGUGUUGAAUGCUGCUUGGGAUGUUUGUAUACCAGUGGCUAGUGAGAAUGCUCUUCCCUGCCAUGAUAGAGAUGGAUACAACAAAAUUCUGGAGAAUUCCAAGCCAAUGAAUGAUCCAGAUGCAAGACACUUAUCAGCAUUUACCUACCUCAGGCUAAGUCCAGAUCUCAUGGAGAGACACAACUUCCUAGAAUUUGAGCGCUUUGUCAAAAGAAUGCAUGGUGAAGCUGUUCUUGAUCUCCAGUCAUAGAAGAACAGGAGAAGAGAGUCAUCCAUCACUCUGGUAUUGUCUCAAGUACCGAAUUGCUCUUUGCCUGAAAGACAUUUGCUUCUUUGCAGGUGUAGGAGAAACGUUCUCUACUAAAAACUCAAAGGCUAACACUUAUGUAUAGAAACGCCACGAAAGAAUAGCAAAUCUGACCUUUUUUAAUCCUGCCCCUUCUUUGAUCAAACAGAUCAAGAUGUAUUCUGAUUGCAGUAAAAUAGUCUAGUCCAAUUCUUGGUAAAAUGCUGUAAAGUUCUUGCAGCAACCCUUUUACAGACUAACUUCAUCUCCACAUCCUUUCAUUUC
This is a messenger RNA of Phoenix dactylifera (date palm), 1714 nucleotides long. The record is from RefSeq and is a predicted model, not a curated record. NCBI's taxonomy places the organism in Eukaryota, Viridiplantae, Streptophyta, Magnoliopsida, Arecales, Arecaceae.